CUUUACGCAAAACAGAUGUUGAUGUGCGGUUUAUGUAGUGGAAAGUAUAUAGCAAACAAUAUACAUAAAGUUCUAUUAUAAUAUUAUAUAUUGCAUUUCAAAUUAAUUAUAUGCUUUUAUUUGGCUAAUUUUGAUCUGUUAGCUGGGGAGGAGGAAGUAGAUGAAACUAAGGAGCUGUUGAACGCAACAUUAACUUCGUUGACUUGCACGUCAACGCUAGCGUUGUGACAAGUAGCCUAGCUAGGUUACUGGGGUGAAAUGACAAGUUGUAAGCCUAGCUUGCUUACAUCUUGCCUAGCUAGUCAUUUCCGUGGCUAACGGAACAGCGUUGACGGCCUGAUAGUUCUAAGCUAGCAGCUUCACUGUGUUUAAUUACUUGAAAGAAACUUAUAUAUGACUCCAAAAUGGUUGUGGACGACGUCCAGUUCCUGAAUAUUCUCAAGGGAAAACGCAUCAAACUGACCCUCAAGAGUUCAUCUUACCUUGGCGUCGUCCAACGUAUCAAUCCCAACAAAACGUUGAUUUUGGCGGACGUUGUUAGUGGCAGUAAUGGCUGUAAAUUUCCUGGCUCAAAAAUGUUCUUCGGGCAUGAGAUUCUGAAUGUGGAAUUUACCAAUGAAGCAAACACUAACAGUGGAAAUAUACAUGACCACAGAAUUGAAGAGCACUUGAAUGUGAAAAAGUUUCAGCCAUACAGGAAGACAGUCACAUUGGAUGAUGAUGAAGAUGAAGAAGAGUAUAUCAACUUUGAAGUCAUUGAUGAGUUUCAUGAGAAGUUUGGACCUGCUGUGAUGCACAUCAGGAAGCAGCGUGUGAUUGGUGUGGGAGCUGAUGGAGUUGACGUAUUUAAGCAUGGGAGACUGUGUUGGCUGCAGAUUGCCACUAAAAACAAGGUAUACCUAUUUGAUAUCCUGUUACUUGGAGCUCGGGCUUUUAAGAAUGGUCUCUCCAUGAUCCUUGGAAGUAAGCACAUACUAAAGGUCAUUCAUGACUGCAGAGCCAUUGCUGGAUGUCUGAUUGCUCAGUUUGGAGUAAAGCUAACCAACGUCUUUGACACACAGGUGGCAGAUGUCAUGUGCUUCUACUCAGAGACAGGAGGUCUUCUUCCCAAUAGAGUCAGUACUCUGCAGGAGGUGGUGAGUCUCCAUCUGAAGGUGCCCUCCUCCCAGCUCUUAUCCCUUCAGAUGAAGUCACAGCUCACCAUGGAAGAAAGGGAGAUGUGGCACAAGCGGCCCUGUCCUGUACCACUGCUUAAGGUGAUGGCUCUGUCAGUGAUCCACCUUCAGCCUCUCAGACUAGUGCUGCUGGAUACUCUCAUGACAGACUACAUGGCCCUGGUGGAUUCAUACCUCAACAGCAGCCUCUACAAACCUGAUGAAUUAGAGCAUGUCAGCAUGGAGAGCGUGUUGGAGUUGCCCAAAGAACUCAGGCAGCUAGAGAAAAUGUGUCGUGAGCGGCAGGAUAGGGCUGCCGAACACUACCCUGUCACAGAGGAAGGUCUGCUGGCUCGUUUCAACCCCCGUACUCAGUCUCCAUCCCAGACCUCACCUGCAGCACAGGAGCAUGGCCAGACUUCCUUUGGACCUGCAAAUGUGGAAUCACCUUCCUCAACACAAGUGGACCUUCUCCUUCACAAGCCACCCACAAGCCCUCCGAGAGUCACCAAUGUUUUGUCUGUGGAUGUCCAUGCCUCCCCUGACCCAGCAGCUUCAGUCCCAGCCACUGCGUCAGCGCUCAGGAAACGAAUGUCUAUUAACAGUCCCCCGUUUCUAGGUGUAGGCAGAGGGAGCAGAGAGGUACUGAUGGACACAAUAGGUAGAGGAAGGCCCUUUGGGAAAGAGCAGUCAUCCGUCCCGGUCUUACCCGCUAUAGGAAGAGGCUUCCUUCUCCAGAUAUCACAAGCUCAGAUCCGCAGAGAGAGCACUGGGGACAUGGAAACUCCUGGUAGGAUGGGGACAGCUUCUUCAUGCCCCAACCAUACGCUUACCCAAGAAGCAAUGUCCCAGUGCUAAUGAUCUGCCAAAGGACACUUCUGGCUUGAGAGGAGACCAGUCCCUCUCAUCUUCACUGAGGUAGUCCUUCAGGUCUUUCAGAUAUUAAAGGAGGUGUUACAAAGCCAUACAAGGACAAGUCUUACCAAAGUUUGCUUUUCCAUUGUUUGUGAUUUCCUAGUAUGACCAGAAGAUGGCAGUAAAUAUUCUGUUUUGUGCAAAGGUUUCUUUGAUACCAGGUGUUUGUGAAAAGUCUUCUGUUUGGAAAAAGAAGAGAAAAAGAUUUUGUUGUUUGGACGUUGCAUGCCAGUUUAAUUAAAUAUAUUUCUAUUGUUUGUGACCAAACGUA
Siniperca chuatsi (mandarin fish) is the source of this 2340-nucleotide messenger RNA. RefSeq names its product exonuclease 3'-5' domain containing 1 (gene exd1). Gene Ontology annotation, molecular function: 3'-5' exonuclease activity; nucleic acid binding. The record is from RefSeq and is a predicted model, not a curated record. Gene Ontology annotation, biological process: nucleobase-containing compound metabolic process. The coding region runs from base 405 to 2012 and encodes 535 amino acids. Lineage: Eukaryota; Metazoa; Chordata; Actinopteri; Centrarchiformes; Sinipercidae. The transcript is spliced from 11 exons.